This is a messenger RNA of Sus scrofa (pig), 561 nucleotides long. The record is from RefSeq and is a predicted model, not a curated record. NCBI's taxonomy places the organism in Eukaryota, Metazoa, Chordata, Mammalia, Artiodactyla, Suidae.
GCACUUUUGGGUCAGAGAUGGCGAAAGGAAACGCCGUGCAAAGCAGAAAACGCCAGCAACUCCCCGGCUAUUUUCCAGCCCUGCAACGGGCUGUGGGCGCCGAGAGGCUCAGGGCAUCUCUGCCAGGUGCCCCCCAACUGUGCGGAGGAGCAGCGCUCUGUUCGCGGGCACCCUCGGUACCACCGCCAGCCCUUCUAGCGAGUGGCGCACGGAAUCGCAAGCCCAGACACCCUACUCGGUGCUGCCCCACGGGCUCUCAGCUGACUCGGAACAGUAGAUGCUUUGUUCCAGACAAUCCCGGAGGCAGCUCGGAGCGCAGCGCCCAGCUGUGCCCAGCUGUGCCCAGCCGUGCGCCAUAAGAUUCGCGCCCAGGGCCCAGCGGUGCGCCGCCGACGCCAACUCACCCCAGCUCCGGUUGCACCACCCGAAUGUAAGUGUAACAUCGCCUCAGGAUGAUUUCCUGAAAAUCGACAGUGCUGCCCUUCCCGUUCCACUUGGGCGACCGGCGCCCCAUCAGGAUUCCGACCACCACCGCCACGGUCACCAGCACCAGGAGACCCA